UCUUACUUAUUUUAUCUAUUUAUUCAACACACUCAACAUCUCUUUCUUAAACUGCGUACCGAAAAGUUUCGCCUCAACUAUGAUGAAACGGAGGGAGUACUUGUUUUCAGCAUUAAAUGGGACAGGAGUAGUUUUUUAGUCAGUUUAUGUCCUAACAUUUCUUGUAUAUGCUCCUAAGAAGGAGAAAGGAAGAAUCAUGGCUCUUCUCUUUGUAAUUCUUGCUAUAUUUUCCACUGUUGCUUUGGUCUCUAUUUUUGCCCUCAAACAGGAGAAGAAAAGGCAGUUUAUUUGUGGUUUAGCUGCCACUAUUUUCUCCAUCAUAAUGUAUGCUUCUCCUCUCUCAAUCAUGAUUUCUAAUGGAUUUGGGUGUUUUUUGGGAGCAAUGCAAUUGACUUUGUAUGCCAUCUACCGCAAGAGCAAAGAUGAAGCCAAGAAGCCCACAAUCGAUGGGAAUUUAGAAAUGGGCCUUGCAAAUUCUCACCAGCCCAAGCAGCCAGCCUUAACAUUUCAUUAAAAAGAAAAAAAACAGGGGAUGAGAAAAAGAAAAAUCCCCACUUAUUAUCUUAGAAAUUAUAGGAUGUUUAAUUAGUAUGAGUUUCUCAUUGGUAGUAAUGAAUGUAACAGUUUCAUACCAAUUUGAGUUAACAAGUGUACUC
Messenger RNA from Salvia splendens (bonfire salvia), 656 nucleotides. RefSeq names its product bidirectional sugar transporter SWEET1-like. The record is from RefSeq and is a predicted model, not a curated record. The coding region runs from base 197 to 514 and encodes 105 amino acids. Gene Ontology annotation, biological process: carbohydrate transport. Gene Ontology annotation, molecular function: sugar transmembrane transporter activity. The transcript has 2 exons. Gene Ontology annotation, cellular component: membrane. Lineage: Eukaryota; Viridiplantae; Streptophyta; Magnoliopsida; Lamiales; Lamiaceae.